This is a messenger RNA of Stylonychia lemnae, 5004 nucleotides long. NCBI's taxonomy places the organism in Eukaryota, Ciliophora, Spirotrichea, Sporadotrichida, Oxytrichidae. The record is from the annotation of a GenBank genome assembly.
AUGUUUAUGAAUCAGCAGAUCUAGAAAGACUAGCUAGUCUGGUUUAAAAAUGAGUUUUACGAUGAAAACGCAAUGGACAACUCCAGCAAGCCGUUUUAUGCUGCAAAUAUCUUGAAAGUCUAAGGCGACGACUUGCUUGUCAAACUCGCACCAAAUGAAACUGAAUGCAAAAUACAAGACUACCUGGGUCCAUCCUUCUUGAUACCAAUGAGCAAGACCAUGGAGUACUCAGUAGCUAGCGAGAAAGGAAUUGCGGAUAUGGUUGAGAUCGAUGAGCUGAACCAUGCGACGCUGCUUUUCAACUUGUUUAAGCGCUAUGUCAUGAACGAGAUUUACACCUAUGUAGGUCCUAUUCUGCUGGCUAUGAAUCCCUUCAAGAACAUGGACCAUUUGUACACUGAGAGGAAGGUCUAGGACUACAAGGAAAUCAUAAACAGCAGGCAUCCUCUUGAGGAGAGAAAGAAACUGCCCCCACACAUAUUCGCUAUCACAGCUAUGGCUUUCAAGCAAAUGAUUGAAAGCAAGCAGAAGCAGGCUAUUGUCAUCAGUGGAGAGUCUGGUGCUGGUAAGACUGAGUCUGCUAAGUGUGCAAUGAAGUUUCUGACUAAGCUUUCGCAAAAGGGCAGAGGCAAUAACGAUGACUAGAUUGAACAGCCUGGAAUAGAACAGAAAAUUUUAGACACAAAUCCAGUUUUAGAAUCAUUUGGAAAUUCAAAGACAGUUAGAAACAAUAACUCCUCUAGAUUUGGUAAGUAUGUGAUCUUGUACUUCAGCCAUCCAAAGGGAGAGAUCCUUGGAGCCAGAGUUAAGAACUACCUUCUUGAAAAAUCAAGAGUGGUAGGCCCAGCUGGAGGAGAAAGAAACUACCAUGUUUUCUAUCACAUUCUGAGAGGAGCAUCGAUGGAACUCCUAAGAGAGCUUGAACUGCUGCAUCCAAAGACAGGUGAAAGAAUGGAUUACACAGAAUUCAACUUCCUGAAGUGCGGAACAGACGUGGAGCAGAAGAUUAUCAAUGAUGCCUCACUGUACUUAGAACUAGAAAGGUAAUUUAAGAAUCUGGGAUUCACAGAGCUUGAGCAGAUGGCUGUGUGGAAGAUUACAGCAGCCUGCUUGCAUCUGGGAGAGAUACAGUUCAAUGACUUGACUUAUAACGAAAACGGUAAACCCUGCUCAAUUACCAACAUUGAGAGAGCUGAGACAAUAGCCAGAAUACUAGGAGUACAAAACCCUCAAGAUUUGAUACUUGAUAUUGUUAACAAGCCCUCUCAGCCCGGCAUGAACAUUAGAGCUCCGUUAAAGAUAAAUGAGUGCUUUGAUGCCAGAGACUCACUUGCAAAGUAUCUCUAUGAUAACCUCUUCAACUGGCUAGUUGAGAGAAUGAAUCUUACGAUUUUACCUGAGAAUGAAGGAGAAGACAGUUUUAAGUCAGAGACUAAAACUAUAGGUCUUCUUGACAUUUUUGGGUUUGAAAAUUUCAAAGAAAACAACUUUGAGCAGCUCUGUAUCAACUAUGUCAAUGAAAAACUCCACAAGCUAUAUAUAUCAGCCAUAUUUGAUGCUGAGAAGUUUGAACUCAGAAACGAAGGUCUUGGAGAUAGAGUUAAUCAGCUAAAGUAUCCAGACAUGACUAGCUUAGAUGUUAUUAAGAUCCUUGAUGAAAAGCUACAAACUGGCAGUAAGGCUGGUGGAGGUGGCGGUGUAUCUAAGAUUGGUAUAUUCAAUAUCAUCAAUGAUUGCAGCACCUAAAAGCCAAGGCCUACUUGGGAAAUCCUGAUAAAACGUAUAGAUGACAUGCAUAAGACCUCAACCUCGGCAGUCAAUGUCUACUAGAAGGAGAAAGUCAAGGAAAAGUUCAAAAUUAAACAUUCAGCUAAGGAGGUUAUUUAUUCUUGCAAGUAAUUCAUUGAAAGAAAUGUAGACGAAAUAUCGAACUCACUUGAAAAGUGUAUUUUGACAAAGACUGAAGCUACGAUCUCUAAAAUUUUCCAAGGCUUUUCAAAGCCUGGGUAAAAGUAAGCUGAAGAAGAGGAGAAAAAGGGAGGUAAAGGUGCGUAGAAGAAGACUAUUUGGCAUAAGUUUUCAGAUCAGAUGCAAGAUCUAAUGAUGGAGCUAGCAGAGCCUUUGCUAGAUUUCAAGCAGUAGGAUCCUAGCACUGCAGAAGAGACCAAAGUAUCAUAAAGCCAGAGUGGUGCCAUUAAGAAAAGCAGCUAGAAUCAAAACUUACCUGAGAUAGAGCAGUGUUCUUUGCAUUUCAUCAGAUGCAUCAAGCCAAAUGACUUCAAAAUACAAGAUUGUUUUGUUCAUGCGAUGUGUUUACAACAGAUAACAUAUAUGGGUGUCUUAGAGUCAAUUGAUGUUAAGCAGAAGAAUUACCCUUACAGAAAAUCAUUUGAGGAGUUUUACCAGAGAUAUGAGCUACUUAGUCCAAUAUUCGGAACCAUUCGCUACGAAAAUAUGUCAAAAUCUACCUCUGACUUUAAGUCCUAUAGUACCACUAUACUAAGUGAGGCAUUUUAAGGCUACAAGGAAUUUUAUGCCAUUGGGAAGACCAAGAUACUAAUGAGGAAUGAAUGUGUCGCACUUCUUGAGAAAGCCAAAUCCAAACAAAGAGAAGUAAGGGAUGACUCAGCCAAACUUAUUAAAAGAGCAUUCUAGUUGUUCCUUGGCCAGACUAAUGCAAACUAAAAUAAGCAGAAGAUGAUUAACAUCCAAUCUUAUCUGAGACAAAAACGACUAGAAAUUAUUGAUAAAAGAGCAAAGGCAUUUUAUGAAAAGGCAUUGAUUUCAGUGGUAAAGUACAAAACUGACAAGAGAAAAGACUAUGAAUUGAAAGCCUCGCAGAUACUGACUGAUACUUACAAGAAGUAUAUGUUUAGAGACCAAUUGACAAAGUCUCUGAGAGAUAGACACAAGGUAAUGAAGUGCAUUGAAGCUUAUGUGACUAUUAAAAGACUCAGGAAGUACUAUAUAUGCUUCACUCUGACAAGACAGUUAGUUGAGAAAUCUUUUUAGAUUGGCAAGUACAGAGCAGAAGAGAGAUCUGUUAGAUUAGUGUAGAGAAUAUUCAGAGGCUUCACUGCUAGAGAUAGGAAAAUGAACUUAGUGGUAUCUGCAUUGAAGUCCAAAGAGAACUUGAAGCUACACGUUGCUGCUAAAAGAGUUUAGAAGCGACUGAGAGGCAUGAUAGUCAGAAAUAGAAUGAGGCAUUUACACCUGACUGCUUAGAAGGUCUAGGGCUUCAUGAGGUAGAAAUGGUACAGAGAGUUCUUUGAGAACUUGAGGAAUAAUGUGAUAACGAUUCAACGCAGUGUGAGAAGAUUCCUUGCCAGAAGGGAUAUCAUCAAACAGAGACUAGUCAGCUAUAUUGGCUAGGAGUUGAAUGUGAUCAGGAACGUCAAACAGAUAGAGAACUAUCAGUUGUUUGGGAUUUAGGGGGAUGGAGCCAUACUCUCUGAGAUCAUCAAGCCGCACACUCCACACUCACUUAAGAAGAUCCAGCUGUUUUUGAAGACAAUUGAUAUUCAUAUCAUGACUGAUCUCUCUGAGAUAUACAGUUAGCCAUGGUCAGUUCAAUGGAUGAAACUAUCUAAAGAAGGUUUGCAAGCUGAAGUUCCAAUAAUGCAAGUUUAAGUUGGAGUAACUCACACAAUAGCAGCUAACCAAAAAGGAAAAAUAUACUGCUGGGGCUGGAACGAUAAUGGUUAAUGUGCUAAAAACACUCAAGAGUCUAGUGAAAUAGUCAUACGCUAGUAUUCUAGACAAGCGUAGGUCUAAUUGAAUGAAAUGGAAACCGGAAGUGGGCAAUCAGAUUAAAGAGUCAGGUAGAUUGUAGCUGCUUAGGAUAGAUGCUUAGUAUUGAUGCAAGACAAUCAAGAACUCUUAGUUUGGGGUAGCAACGACAAAGGUUAGCUUGGUCUAGGCACAUACGAAGAUGAAUGGAUGCCCAGAAGAGUUGAUUUCUUUGCUAAGUAGGGUAUCAAGAUUAAUGGAAUAGCUGCUGCAGGUGACUUAAGUCUUUGUGCUUGUGAGAAUGGCGAGGCUUACGCUUGGCCGUUCUAAAGAGGAGGAACUACCUAUAGCCUGCCAGUGAAAAUGCCAUUUAGCGAGAAAAUCAAGAUAUCCAAAGUGUCUUGUGGCUAUAACUUUGGAUUUUUCAUAUCAACUCAAGGUCUUGUCUACUCACUUGGAAAAGACAAUUCUGAAGGUUAGCUUGGACUGGGCCACAUUUACCCAAGAGAUGUGCCAGAGAUAAUUGCAACAUUGAAGGACAUUGGAGAAAGAAUAGACUCACUUGAAUGUGGUUACAAGCAUGUCAUCGCUAAAUCCACUCUAGGCAAAAUCUACACCUGGGGCUGGGGAGCUAAGGGUCAGCUUGGCCACAGUCAUUUUGACUCGGAAAUCAAUCCUAGACUCUUGGUCAUUGAAAAGAACAAACAUAAGGAGAAAGCCAUAUAGAUAGCAGCUGGCUUUUCUCACAGUUUGAUCAUGCUUGAUAACAAUAGAGAACUAGUGUGGUUCGGCACAAAUGGAGUCUUAAAUCAAGUAAACAAACCUAUUCAGCUCAAACUAGGUGAGAUUCUGCCAGAGCUAUUUCCAGAUGCUAGCUUGUUAUCCUUUGCUACUGGAUAACAAAUGGACUUUGCUGUGGUUAAGAUUCUAAGCACCUGGAGCAAGAGUCUUAGUCUGAGUAACCUGCUUAUUGCAGAUUUGAGAUAAAUCAACAAUGUUCAUCCUUGGAAUAAGAUCCAAAGUACACUGUAGCAAUUAGCUACUAAAUGGGAUCCUAGAGAAGUGAUGCCACCUUAUAUCGACACAGUAUCGGGAAUGUUCAACUCAAGUAUAAUGAAAAUGCCUGGCUAGAAGUCAACUAACACUGCCAAGCCAAAAGACAAGUAAGGCUAACAAGCCAACACUAAUAGCAAUAGACACACUAAAAACUAGAGCAGUAGAACUUAGCAAGAUAUAUCAUAGAAUAAUAUUCAAGACUAGAAAAGAAAGAAAUGA